AUUCUCCGCAGCAACUUGGCUGGGUGGCUGACGGGCGGAGAGCGCCCUUCAUUAUGGACUCCGCCUGAAACAGGCUUCGGCCUCUCUGCGUCGGUCUCGGUCUUCACUUCAGAAACCUGCAGUCAAUCACGAGUCUUAUGAGGAGUUUCUCGGUGCUGCCUUCAGCGCAGCAGAGCGUCGACGCACCAACGCGAAUUGCAUUAACAUGCUGCUGUCAAUAGGAAUGUUAAUGUUGUCUGCCACUCAGAUUUACACCAUUCUCACGGUUCAGCUGUUUGCUUUCUUAAACCUAUUGCCUGUGGAAGCAGACAUUUUAGCGUUUAAUUUUGAAAAUGCAACGCAGACAUUUGAUGACCUACCAGCGAGGUUCGGCUACCGACUGCCAGCAGAGGGCUUGAAGGGUUAUCUGAUCAGUUCAAAACCCGAGAAUGCCUGUGAGCCUAUAACCCCUCCACCUCUGAAGGACAAUUCAUCCCAUGAAUUCAUUGUAUUGAUCAGAAGACAUGAUUGCAACUUUGAUACCAAGGUUUUGAAUGCACAAAUAGCUGGCUAUAAGGCAGCCAUCGUUCACAAUGUUGAUUCCGAUGACCUCAUUAGCAUGGGAUCCAACGACAUUGACAUUUUAAAGAAGAUUGACAUUCCUUCUGUCUUUAUUGGUGAAUCAUCAGCGAAUGCCCUCAAAGAAGAAUUCACCUUUGACAAGAGAGGCCACAUUGUGUUAAUCCCAGAGUUCAGCCUUCCUUUGGAGUACUAUUUAAUCCCAUUCCUAAUUAUUGUGGGGAUCUGCCUCAUCCUUAUUGUUAUUUUUAUGAUCACAAAAUUUGUCCAGGACAGACACAGAGCAAGAAGAAAUCGGCUUCAAAAAGAUCAGCUUAAGAAGCUUCCUGUACAUAAGUUCAAGAAAGGAGACGAGUAUGAUGUUUGUGCCAUUUGUCUGGAUGAAUAUGAGGAUGGAGACAAGCUCAGAAUCCUUCCAUGCUCUCAUGCAUAUCACUGCAAGUGUGUGGAUCCUUGGCUGACUAAAACCAAGAAAACAUGCCCUGUGUGUAAACAGAAAGUGGUCCCUUCCCAGGGGGAUUCAGACUCCGACACCGACAGUAGUCAGGAAGAGAACGAAGUCUCGGAGAACACCCCGUUGCUUAGGCCACUUGCUUCAGUUAGCACUCAGUCCUUUGGGGCGGUGUCAGAGUCUUACUCCCAUCCAAACAUGACAGAGUCUUCAGACUACGAGGACAACGAUGAUGAAGAGGAGAAUGAAGAUAUCGACAGUAGUGAUGUGGAGAACGGAGUGACUGAAGAGAGUGUAGUGGUCCAACUACAGCCCAAUGAGGAACAGGAUUAUAGAGUUGCAAAUACUGUCUGAACUUCAGAACUGCAAAACGAUUUGGUGUUAUAUGAACUCCUCUGUCCAGAGAGCUCAAUUUUAUGUAUGCAUACAUAGGGGAAGCACAUUGUGACCCACCAGUUGCUUCGGUAGAAGCAGCUGUUCAUAUAGUGUUCUGUAUAGUUUACUCUCAUUACAGGUUUCCUUUUGUUGUUUGUUCAUUCAUAUUUGUCUUUUGAAGACAAGCAUUUUAACUGGACUUCACAAUGGUAAUGAGUCACAAGGGGCACUCCCUUCUAGAGAUACUGCACACAACAAAAGGGAUGCUGUUUCAGAUGUCAGCAUCUUGUUAAAAUGGGGUCUAGCCAAGACAGUAUAUACUUUUUCCUGCUUAUGGUAUGUAGGUAAGCAGAAGUUAUAUUGACAGUUAUUUAUUACAUGUAAGGAAAGUGCUACCCCACAGACCCAACCAAAAAGUAUACUGGUGUGUCUGAGGGCUUUCCCCAGAACAGUCAAUACCACUAAAAGGAAAAGGUAGGCCUGUUUAGUAUUCAUCUAUCAAAUGCAUCUCCAGCAGAAAGGGGGACAGGGGAGGCUUUGAUCUCUAUAGUUUGGCUGUCUUUCCAGUAAUCCUAUUGUGCUUGCCAGAGCAGCUAAAAGUGGUGAAGGAAAUUUCAGCAUCAUUUAGGCUUAAACAUCUCCUGAGGAAAAUAAUCAGGAUAACUAUGUAUUUGUUGGCACACUCCGCUAAUAGCAGCUCAUCUAUCUCUUAAGACGGGUGGAGGAACCAAAGCAGAAACGCAAUACCAAGCCACACCACACCACGCCACAUCUAGAAAUACUGAAUUGUAGUACGCGUACUAUGGUUUCCCAAGUCACAUACCUCUUAAUACAGAGCAUAUGAUAGUCUGCUAAAACUAUGCACAUAGAGAAACCAGACGUUUCAAGUAUUGGAUUGAAAAUGAGUGCUUAUAAAUAACUUAACAGGAUUCUACUUAACAGUGUAUCAUGAAAAAGCUAAAUUAUAAAAUACUUGUAACUAUGUAGAAAGUAACCACACUCCUGUAUAAUCAAACUGCAGAGGGUUUUUUAUAUAUAUAUAUAUGGCCUUGUAUAGGGAAGUUUGAAAGAAUGUUAAUAAACAUGUUUUCCACUUUAA
Molecule: messenger RNA, 2483 nt
Organism: Hemicordylus capensis (graceful crag lizard)
Lineage: Eukaryota; Metazoa; Chordata; Lepidosauria; Squamata; Cordylidae
Gene: RNF13
Product: ring finger protein 13
Exons: 11
Coding region: 206-1363 (385 amino acids)
Biological process (GO): protein ubiquitination; positive regulation of DNA-templated transcription; ubiquitin-dependent protein catabolic process
Cellular component (GO): cytoplasm; nucleoplasm
Molecular function (GO): ubiquitin protein ligase activity
Source: RefSeq, a predicted model, not a curated record